Molecule: messenger RNA, 1972 nt
Organism: Amphiprion ocellaris (clown anemonefish)
Lineage: Eukaryota; Metazoa; Chordata; Actinopteri; Pomacentridae
Product: histone deacetylase 2
Exons: 14
Coding region: 125-1597 (490 amino acids)
Molecular function (GO): histone deacetylase activity
Source: RefSeq, a predicted model, not a curated record
UGCGCCUCCCAUCUCCACAAACCCUCCGCCGCGUACUCCGCUGUGUUGAUGCCGUCUAUCCCGUCCUCGCCUGCCGAAGAUAAAACAUCCAGACCGACUUUUUGAGGGCGAAGCUGCUCCGAACAUGGCUUACACGACAGCGGGUGGGACCAAGAAGAAGGUCUGCUACUACUACGACGGAGAUGUCGGAAAUUACUACUAUGGACAAGGGCAUCCGAUGAAACCUCACCGCAUCCGGAUGACUCACAACCUGCUUCUCAACUAUGGACUGUACAGGAAAAUGGAGAUCUAUAGACCACACAAAGCCACUGCAGAGGAGAUGACAAAAUACCACAGCGACGACUACAUCAAGUUCCUCAGAUCCAUACGACCAGACAACAUGUCCGAGUUCAGCAAGCAGAUGCAGCGGUUCAACGUUGGGGAGGACUGUCCUGUGUUUGAUGGCUUGUUUGAGUUCUGCCAACUGUCCGCUGGAGGCUCUGCUGCUGGUUCUGUGAAACUCAACCGACAGCAGACUGACAUCGCAGUGAACUGGGCAGGAGGACUCCACCACGCAAAGAAGUCUGAAGCCUCUGGGUUUUGUUACGUCAACGACAUUGUGCUGGCCAUCCUGGAGCUACUCAAGUACCACCAGAGGGUGCUGUACAUUGACAUAGACAUCCACCAUGGAGAUGGAGUGGAGGAGGCCUUCUACACCACAGACAGAGUCAUGACUGUGUCCUUCCAUAAAUAUGGGGAGUACUUCCCUGGAACUGGAGACCUCAGGGAUAUUGGUGCUGGAAAAGGCAAAUAUUAUGCUGUCAACUUCCCGCUGCGGGAUGGCAUUGAUGAUGAGUCAUAUGAGCAAAUCUUCAAGCCUGUAAUGGCCAAAGUGAUGGAGAUGUACCAGCCCAGCGCUGUGGUUCUUCAGUGCGGCGCAGACUCUCUCUCAGGAGAUCGACUCGGCUGUUUUAACCUCACCAUCCGCGGGCAUGCCAAAUGUGUGGAGUACAUGAAGUCCUUCAACCUCCCGCUGCUCAUGCUGGGUGGGGGAGGAUACACCAUCCGUAACGUGGCCCGCUGCUGGACCUAUGAGACAGCUGUGGCUCUGGACACAGACAUCCCUGAUGAGCUGCCAUACAACGACUACUUCGAGUACUUCGGUCCGGACUUCAAGCUGCACAUCAGUCCCUCCAACAUGACCAACCAGAACACUCACGAGUACAUGGACAAGAUCAAGCAGCGGCUGUUUGAGAACCUUCGAAUGCUUCCUCAUGCUCCUGGAGUUCAGAUGCAGGCCAUCCCAGAGGACGCCAUCCCAGAAGACACGGUGGACGAGGACACGGAGGAUCCUGACAAACGCUUGUCCAUUCGCGCCACAGAUAAGAGGAUAGCCUGUGAUGAGGAGUUCUCCGACUCCGAGGACGAGGGGGAGGGAGGCCGGAGGAACGCAGCCAAUCACAAGAAGGGAGCCAAGAGACCCAGAGUGGACGAGGACAAGAAGGAAGGCGAGGAGAAGAAAGCCGAUAUAAAAGAAGAAGAGAAGACGAAGGACAGCAGCACUGAGAAGACUGACUCAAAAAGCAGUGUGAAGACUGAGCAGACCAGCAGUGCCUGAAAUCUUCUUUAUCAACUUCAACUGGUGCUGUCGCCCUCAAGGGUCUUCACUGAAACGCCAUCAGAAGCAUUAUAUUUAUUACAACUCUCCAUUUUCUACUUGUAAAUCUCUUGUGAACUGUCUCUUUUGUGUAGUGCAUCAGUGGCUAUCUUGAAUCCACCACUUGAAUUUUGCCAGACUUGCAUUCCUUUGAUACUCUUUGAAAUCAUGUGAUUCCAAUGUGCUCGAUCUUCUGAAGGAAACAUCAGCGUGUUUUGUUUUGAGAUAAAAAUAAAUAAAUACUGAUAAAUACUGUGGGUGAAGCCGUAGAUGAACCUAUAAUGAUGUCAAGGUUAAAUUUUUUGAUAUUUUACAUUUAAUAAAAAAAAGCUUUUA